This is a messenger RNA of Colletotrichum paranaense, 972 nucleotides long. RefSeq lists its product as uncharacterized. The record is from RefSeq and is a predicted model, not a curated record. The transcript has a single exon. The coding region runs from base 1 to 972 and encodes 323 amino acids. Lineage: Eukaryota; Fungi; Ascomycota; Sordariomycetes; Glomerellales; Glomerellaceae.
AUGUUUUCUAAAUCAAAGUCGGACACUUCUCAGUACACGUCGCUCUCUCGACCAGGCGGUGGCGAGGGUUCUAGCUCUAGCACAUCUCUUGAGAAGCGCUCAUCUUCCGAGGAUGAUGACGACCACCCCCUGUUGGAAGCCUCUGAGAAUCUUCCAGGUCUCCAGGCAGCCAAACACUGGCAGCUUCCCAAGCUCAUCCUCUACUUUUCCUUGGCUUUAGCCUUGCUAUCAUGCGCCAACAUCGCUCUGCUUCCUGCGACGCUGUCGAACUACGCAGCUUACCCUUAUACAGACUCUGAACUCAAUGCCCUUCCCUACGGUAACGCCAGACUAGGACUUGACAGAGCAGCCAAGAUUCUUCGCCCUCCCAGAGAGUAUCUCCGCGCCUGGCCGGACAGAGUGGUGCGAGUGAGCCGCAAAUUGAAGAAUUCAGUGUGGGGAAACGGGCCGCAGGUCUAUGUGACUGUCGAGGUACGCGCGAUGUCCUACCAUCUCAUUCUCACUAUUUCCGGUUCAAACAAGAAUACUGAUGUGAAAAAAAAGGACUCAACUAUCAUGCGCUUCCCGGUUCCUACCGCUGGUAUCAACGCUUGCGCAAUCAACUGGCUCGCGCCUCCAGAAAAUUCCACGCGCAUCAAGGACCUGACUACUAAGGGAGACGUUUCCGAAAUUGAAGUCUGGCAGCUUAUUGCGCCCUCAGCCACUUCGAAGCCAGGCUCUUCCACAAACAUGGACGAGCUCGACUACGACACCGUGUCGUACUCGGCUCUCCCUGUGCGCGGCGAGCUGCUCGGCGUGCUGGAUCUCACCGUGAAACCGAAUAGCACGACGGUGGAGUUUGCCUGCCCUAGCGGGGCAGAAAAUCUCGUGGUAGAGUUGAAGUGCCAGCGCGUGGCGUGUCAUGUCAGCUUCAUGCAUCUGGACACCAUGCUGCCGCGAUUUGGGUUUGAGUUGGUGAGGAAGAGGGAGUGA